AUGUCUAACAAAAACUAUCAAUUGGUAAUUUCGAUCAUUUCGAUAGUUUUCUAGUAUUAAAUUUUGUUAUAGUCACCGGCGUUGCCAUUAGUGCACGAAGAAGAUCAAGAUCAUUUUCUCCGGGACAAGUUUCUCUUUCAAAGUUCCCCCAACGACAGAGUCGAUGCCGAGAUUGAUGAACUGUAUGCGAAGAUCGGGUUGAUAAAAAGUCUGAUAAAGGAAUACAGCGCUCUAACGGACAAGGACAAAGCGAAGAUUGAAUCAAUGCAGGAGUAUCUGGUUAGAUUCUUAACUGUACUCUGCGUUUUUUGGUUCGUUCACGGCUGA
Messenger RNA from Heterotrigona itama, 327 nucleotides. Lineage: Eukaryota; Metazoa; Arthropoda; Insecta; Hymenoptera; Apidae. The record is from the annotation of a GenBank genome assembly.